CUUUCUCUCAGUUUGUCAGCAAGCAGCCGAGCAGCGUCGCCUCCUCCUCCUCCUCCUCCUCCUCUCUCAUGCUGCCGGAGGGCUCCGCGGAGCGGCCAUGGCGAAGAUCCGGGUGUCGUACGAGUACUCGGAGGCUGAGGACAAGAGCAUCCGGCUGGGCUUGUUCCUGAUCUUCUGCGGGGUGCUGAGCCUCUUCAUCCUGGGCUUCUGCUGGCUGAGCCCGACGCUGCAGAGUCUGCAGAGCAAACCGGCCAACUGCACGGUGGUGUCGGUGCUGCGUCCGGAGGAGAUGUUUGAGUGCGUGUUCACGUGCGGCGCCGACUGUAAGGGGACGUCUCUCUAUCCGUGUCUGCAGAUCUUCGUCAACAACUCAGAGUCCAACUCGGUGGCUCUGCUGCACUUCGACGAGCAGCAGCUGGUCCUCAACCCGAAGGUAACCAUGGAAACGGCU
Messenger RNA from Gasterosteus aculeatus aculeatus (three-spined stickleback), 451 nucleotides. Lineage: Eukaryota; Metazoa; Chordata; Actinopteri; Perciformes; Gasterosteidae. The record is from RefSeq and is a predicted model, not a curated record.